Jatropha curcas is the source of this 1364-nucleotide messenger RNA. The record is from RefSeq and is a predicted model, not a curated record. NCBI's taxonomy places the organism in Eukaryota, Viridiplantae, Streptophyta, Magnoliopsida, Malpighiales, Euphorbiaceae.
AUGAUUUUUGAAAAUGUUAGCUUGAAGAGUAAGCUGUCUUAUGGGCAACUUGGAAAGAUAGUAUUAGUGAUUCUUGGUUCUGGUAAGCUAUGUAAUGAAUUAUAUGAGAAAAUCAUGGGUGGAUUAGAAUGGAAUUAUUCUUGGAACAAUUUGAUUAAGGAUCUCUGCAGGAAUGACGCAAGCAAUAACAUUGUACGUGGAGAGCUGUCUCUCAAGUGGGUUCUGCAGGAAGCUCUGGUGGAUGCUUACAGUGCCAACUGGCGUAAAGAAUAUGACUACAUCUCACCAGGUUGUUUCUUAUACCUUGUUGAGCGCCAACUGAUUUUGUUAUCUUGCUUCCAUGGAUACUUCCUCACUACAAAAUCUUCUUUUGUUGAAUGGAACGACCAUUUUUUGCUGGGAAGGAACGACAUAACAGAACAAUUACCUCGGGAAUUUGGUAAUGUUCUUAAGAAAAGAAGGAAGCGUAAUUCUCUUACUCUGGAUGUAAAUGUGUUAGCUGAAGCAUUUAAGAAGAUUGACAAUAAUCUGGUAAUUGUCAGUUUGGGUAAAAGUUAUCCAAGAAAAUUUGGCCCGGAUGCUAUUUUUGUGUAUGUGAAGGCCAAUCAGAGCAUUGAGGAUAUAUUUAGAGACUUAUUUCCAAAGAGAAAUGAAAAUUCUGUAGACAACAAAGGAUCAGUUGAUGUGGGCACCACCAGUUCAUCUUCUGUUAUCAAUUUUGCUGCAGACAGGAAUUCAAACAUAAAAGCAAAAUCUGAUGUUACCCAUUCUUUGACCCUUGGCCAUAGUUGGGAACUAUUUGAAAGUUUAAAAUCAGAAAAACAUUUAAUAAAUGAUCCAAAAGUGAAGGAAGACAUAGAGAAAACUAUUCAACUUUUAAGUGGUCAUGGGAUAUUGAGUAACCCUGAUGGUGAAAAUGAAAGUCUGUUUAGAGAAGCUGUAAACAUGCUUGAUGAAUUGAAACAAUUAAAUGCUGCAUUAGAUGUGAGUGAGGUGAAACUUCGGAAUGACAACUCAGCAAUUGGAGAACUUCUCAACAAGUUGCAGUCAAGAAGGCCAAGCAUGGAACCUUUCCUGAUUCAAAUGUUCUCAAAGAAAGAUGAGAAAUUAAAAGGAGAGGCUUCAAAGAUCAGAAUUGCAUUGGAUGGUGAAGGUGAUGGGUGAGAGCAAAAUUGAGGCUUUGCAGGCUGAUUUUGAUUCUCAAAUUCAAUGCAGCAACCAUAAUGUAGAUCAAAAGAGGAAGGGAAAUAGCAAAUCCAAGAAAAACAGAAGGGGGGAGAGAGGUAGAAAGAAGUGCAAGAAAACUUAAACAGCUCCGAGUAUAUUCAGGGCAAUAUAUACAAAAUCCAUUAACUUUUUUUUUU